This is a messenger RNA of Onthophagus taurus, 3085 nucleotides long. NCBI's taxonomy places the organism in Eukaryota, Metazoa, Arthropoda, Insecta, Coleoptera, Scarabaeidae. The record is from RefSeq and is a predicted model, not a curated record.
AUGUCUAAUAAUUUCAAGUGACAUUUCGUUUCGCAUUAUUGAGGUUAAACCCCAAAAAAAUCAUAUUUUUUAAUAACACGCUCCUAUUUAGUGGUUAAAAUCGUCGAUUUUGUAUUCCUUGGUAUCGAUUUUAUGGUAAAAUCGUUUUUUCGCCCCCACAACACCGCUACAAGCGAAACAAAAAAAGUGAGGUUAUGUCACCCAGAAAAAGUGUAAGAUAAUCUAAAAAAAAUCGUUUUGUGACUUUGUGAUGCUCAAUUGGGAGCAAGAUAUAGGCGUGUGGGAUGCAGUUUUACUCGAGCCCCUCACCGAGGAUGCCUUCCUUUCGAAUCUGCACCAAAGGUUCAAAAGGGACCAAAUUUAUACGUAUAUUGGGAAUGUUUUGAUUUCGGUUAAUCCUUAUAAAAAGCUCGCCUUGUAUUCGGCCGAUUUAGCAGCUAAUUAUGCUCGUAGGGCGCCUUUUCAACUUCCUCCACACAUAUAUGGAAUAACAAAUACAGCUUACAGAUGGCUUCAAGAUAGAAAUGAAGAUCAAUGUAUUAUAAUAACCGGUGAAAGUGGAUCAGGAAAGACAGAGGCUGCUCGAAUUGUGCUCCAAUUUUUGGUUUUAACCUCAGGAAAUGUCUCAAAAGAGGUUAAACUUUGUAAUGACCAAUUGGUGCAAGCUAAUACUGUUUUGGAGGCUUUUGGGAAUGCAAGAACUGUUAAAAAUAAGAAUGCCUCAAGAUUUGGGAAAUUUUUGGAUAUUCAGUUCAAUUUUAGAGGGGAACCUAUUGGUGGCUUCUUAACCAACUAUUUUUUGGAUAAGUCUAGGGUCACAAAUUUAUCGUUUGGCGAUCGAAACUUCCACAUAUUCUACCAACUACUCUCAGGAGCAGACAUCCAACUCCUAAAAUGUCUUAAAUUGCAACGAAACGUUGAGCAAUACGAAAUUUUGCAAUCCCACGACGACCACGUUCCCACCCAAACCGACGAAAAAGACAAGCAACUUUUCGUGUAUACAAAAAACGCUUUAGAAAUUCUCAACUUUGCACCAGAAGAGGUUCUAAAUAUCUUCCAAGUAAUCGCUGUUAUUUUAAAAUUGGGGAAUUUAAAAUUCGUUCCUUGCAAUAACAUCGAUGGAACGGAAGGUUGUUGCAUCGCAAACGAUUAUGAAUUAUACGACGUCUGUGAAAUUUUAAACGUCGAAUUCAAAUGGUUACAACGGAGUUUAACGAGUCGGUAUUUAGACGAAGGUAUUUUGGCCGAAUUAAAUUCGUUCGAAGCGUCAAAAACGAACGACUCCCUCUGCAGGAUAUUGUACAGCCGAUUGUUUACGUGGCUUGUUAAUAAAAUCAACGACAAACUAAAAGUUUCGAGACAAACGCGGUGUAAUAAACGUAAAGUUUUGGGCGUUUUAGAUUUCUACGGGUUUGAAACGUUCGAAAAUAACGGGUUGGAACAGUUGCUCAUUAAUUAUUGCAAUGAAAAGCUGCAACAGGCGAUUUUGAUGUGCACGUUGAAGGAGGAGCAGGAAGAAAUUGUUAAGGAGGGGCUGGAGUGGACUAGGAUUGAGUAUUUUAGUAAUGGCAGCAUAUGUCAGCUGUUAGAGCACGAAACUCAUGGAAUUUUGUCGCUAUUGGAGGAACCGACGUCGCAUUCCGAUCAAGGGUACUUAACGAGGAUAGAGCAAUGCUGCGCUGGACACUCACAUUGCUUAAUUGGGGACCCCAUCAUUCCAAAGAGCAGCUUCCAAAUUAAGCACUUCGCCGGUCCAGUUACCUACACAAUUCGGAACUUCAUCGAGCGAAAUCGCAACGAUCUCUCAAAAGAGCUUUAUCGCGCCAUGUACAGGUGUAAUAACUCGUUGGUGCAGGAACUAUUUCCGGAGGGAAAUCCGAAACGGUGUACUUUAAAGCGAACUCUAUCCGCCACGAAUCACCUAAAAAUAACGCUAAAUUCGUUAUUAAAGAGUUUAUUACCACGGCAUAGUCAUUAUAUACGAUGUAUUAAACCAAAUGAAGUUAAGCAAGCUAAAAUUUUUGAGAUAUCUUUAGUACAACACCAGGUCAGAUAUUUAUGUUUACUCCCAACCGUGGAGCUUUGGCGAACCGGAUAUUGCUACCGCCUACUUUACUCCCAUUUCUUACACAGAUACAAGAUGUUGAACUCAUCGACUUGGCCCAAAUUUUACGGCCCAUCCAUCGAGGGAGUUUCAACAAUCUUAAAAAGCCUCCCACUUCCGGGGGCUGAAUUCAUUUUCGGACGAACGAAGGUUUUUGUGCGGAGCCCCCGCACGGUUUUUGAACUAGAAGAGUUCCGGCGAGAAAGACUGCAUUAUUUGGCAGCUCUCAUCCAGAAAUGCUAUCGAGGGUAUCGACAGAGGAGGAAGUUUCAAAAAAUGAGGAGGAGUCAAAGGGUGAUUGCGGCGGCUUGGAGGACUUGGAGGGAGUUACGAUUUGGCAUUCCUUUUGACGGGAGACGACAUCUUUGGUGUUUAUACAGGGUGGCUCGCGAAGAAUUUCGCACGUUAAAACACCGCAGAGAAAUCGAAUGGGCCGCGACGGUCAUUCAAAGACAUUACAUCCAAUGGAAAAGAAAACAGUUCCUUUUAACUUUGGCGAAUUUCCUAAAAAACAAAGACCUCGAAAGUCCGACCUGCACGAAUUGGCCCACUACGAAUAAAUCGAAAUUUCAAGAAUGUAACGUCCUAUUGAGGCGGCUCUACCAUAAGUGGAGGUGUCAUAAGUACCGGUUAAAGUUCGACCAAACGUCGCGGAAUCGGAUGAGAGAGAAAGUAACGGCCAGUUUGAUUUUUAAAGAUCGAAAAUCGUCCUAUAGUCGGAGCGUUUCGCACCCAUUCCUCGGAGAUUACGUGCGAUUGAGGCAAAACAUCCAGUGGAAAAAGCUGUGCUUGGAAACCAACGACCAAUACGUCGUGUUCGCCGAUAUUGUGAAUAAAAUCGCCCGAUCGAGUGGAAAGGUAAGCUUAAAAAUUUUAAUAUAUCUUCUUAUUGGUUGCCCUAUUACUACGUCACACUAUUUGCCACGCCCAAUUAACUGUCAAUUUUUAGAGGUAUCUUUAGAGGCAUUUUUCUCAAAAUUU